ACUAGAUAAUUCCUUUUUUCUUCUCUCAGAGGCCUUUCUGUUUAAAGACAUUUUAGCUGGAAGAUGCUAAUUAUCAAUGAGGAGAAAGUGACACCUGAAGAGUUCAUUCUCCAUCUUGGUCCUCGGUUUCUCCUUUGAACUCCUUCCACCCGACCCUCUUUCCCACUUCAUCACUUCUCCCCGGCCAUCAUAAAAGAGAGCCCUGCCCUGGCCAGGCGGCACAACUUGCCUUCUCACUUGCCAGGGCCUCAUCCUCUCUGCAGCUGUGUCACAGGCAUGGACAACCUGCGAGAGACCUUCCUCAGCCUGGAAGACGGCUUGGGCUCCUCCGACAGCCCCGGGCUGCUGUCCUCCUGGGACUGGAAAGACAGGGCGGGGUCCUUUGAGCUGACCCAGGCCUCUCCCGCCCAGAGCCUCUCCCCGGCUCCGUCCCUGGAGUCCUAUUCUUCCUCCCCCUGUCCGGCUGUGGCCGGGCUCGCCUGUGGGCACGGAGGUGCCAAGGGUCGGGGCGGUGAUGACUGCAGCGGCCUUGGGACCAGCGGCCUGGUGGAGGUGGACUACGCCAUGUUGGCUUUCCCACCUGCCUAUCUGCAGGGCUCUAGCGGCCCCAAGGCCCAGAAGGGCACCAAGGUCAGGAUGUCCGUCCAGCGGAGACGGAAGGCCAGCGAGAGGGAGAAGCUUCGGAUGAGGACCUUGGCUGACGCCCUGCACACCCUCCGAAAUUAUCUGCCCCCGGUCUACAGUCAGAGGGGCCAGCCGCUCACCAAGAUCCAGACGCUGAAAUACACCAUCAAGUACAUCGGAGAGCUCACAGACCUUCUCAACAGCGGCCGAGAGCCCCGGCCCCAAAGUGCUUGAGCUCAGCCCUGGGACUUGGGGGACUCACCACCCAGCCCCCCAGGCGGGGGACAGAGGAGCUUUAAAGACCUGGACCAGCUCUUGGAACAACAGCAUCUGAUUAUUUUCAUAGAAUGUGCAUGACCUUGUUGUCUGGAAAAGUCUAAAGGAAUUCCCACUGGACUAGUCAGAAACAUCCAGAACACUUAACUGCCAGACAAGCAGGUACUUUUGGCUUCCAGUUUUGCCACCAUUUCUGAAGAAACUUGCCCUUUGCAAAGACACAGAGGCUUUUCCCUUUUCUGUCUGU
Messenger RNA from Odocoileus virginianus texanus, 1147 nucleotides. It is a transcript of the gene MSGN1, whose product is annotated as mesogenin 1. The record is from RefSeq and is a predicted model, not a curated record. Gene Ontology annotation, cellular component: nucleus. Gene Ontology annotation, molecular function: RNA polymerase II cis-regulatory region sequence-specific DNA binding; DNA-binding transcription factor activity, RNA polymerase II-specific; protein dimerization activity. NCBI's taxonomy places the organism in Eukaryota, Metazoa, Chordata, Mammalia, Artiodactyla, Cervidae. Gene Ontology annotation, biological process: regulation of transcription by RNA polymerase II; mesoderm formation.